AUGUCAGAACAACAAUCGACAGAGUCAAAUCUUCCUGGAGUGAUCAAAAUUGACCCGUGGCUAAAGCCUUUUGCCUCUGAUAUUGCUCGACGUGCUGCAAUUGCUCAAGACUGGGUUGAUAGAUUAGAAACGGACGAAAAAGGAAUUGUGGCGUUCGCGGAAGGCUACAAGUACUAUGGUUUUCAGGUUAAUGAUAAGACUGGCGAUAUAACAUAUCGUGAAUGGGCUCCUAAUGCUGUUGCCGCUUCCUUAAUUGGAGAUUUUAAUGGCUGGGACAAGUCAGCUAACGUCAUGAAAGUUAAUGAAUACGGUGUCUGGUCAACGAUCAUUCCUGCUUCAAGACCUGGUGUCAGUGCUAUCCCUCAUGGAACCAAAGUAAAAAUUGCUUUAAAGCUUCCUGGUGGUAACUGGAUUGAACGUCUUCCUGCGUGGAUUAAGCGUGUAACUCAAGAUUUGUCCGUUUCUCCUGCUUAUGAUGCUAUUUUCUGGAACCCUCCCCGAAAGUAUGUUUGGAAAAACAAGGCACCACCCAAACCUGAGGCUGUGAAGAUUUACGAGGCCCAUGUGGGCAUCUCUACCACUGAAGCCAAGGUAGGAACUUAUAAGGAGUUUACUCAAAACGUUUUGCCACGUAUUCACCGUUUGGGAUACAAUACAAUUCAAUUGAUGGCCAUUAUGGAGCACGCUUAUUAUGCAUCUUUUGGCUAUCAAAUUACUUCAUUUUUUGCUGCGUCAUCUCGUUAUGGACCACCUGAGGAUCUUAAGGAGCUUGUCGAUACUGCUCAUGGACUUGGAAUCACUGUUUUGCUUGACGUUGUACAUUCCCAUGCCAGCAAGAACGUUCUGGAUGGUCUUAAUGACUUUGACGGAACUGACUAUCAGUAUUUUCAUGGCGGUAGUAAAGGUCAACAUGAUCUUUGGGAUUCACGUUUGUUUAACUAUGGAAAACACGAAGUAUUGAGAUUUUUGCUUUCCAAUUUACGCUUUUUCAUUGAUGAGUAUCAUUUCGAUGGAUUCCGUUUCGACGGUGUAACUAGCAUGUUGUAUUUGCAUCAUGGGAUCGGUACAGGCUUUUCUGGAGGUUAUCAUGAAUAUUUUGGUCCCUCUGUUGAUGAAGAAGGUGUUGUUUAUCUUAUGCUUGCAAAUAUUAUGCUUCGAAAGCUCAACCCUAAUAUCAUAACAAUUGCAGAAGAUGUAUCUGGUAUGCCUACACUUUGUAUUUCGACAGAUCUUGGUGGAAUUGGCUUUGAUUAUCGUUUAGGGAUGGCUAUUCCUGAUAUGUGGAUCAAACUUUUAAAAGAAAAAUCCGAUGAUGAGUGGAAUAUGGGUGAUAUUUGCUGGACCUUAACCAAUAGAAGACAUAUGGAGAAAACUGUGGCAUAUGCUGAGUCUCAUGAUCAAGCAUUAGUUGGUGAUAAAACCCUGGCAUUUUGGCUUAUGGAUAAGGAGAUGUACACACACAUGUCUGUUUUAUCUGAUCCCAGUUCUAUUAUCGACCGAGGAAUUGCAUUGCACAAAAUGAUUAGAUUCAUUACGCAUGCCCUUGGUGGUGAAGGUUGGCUCAAUUUUGAAGGAAACGAAUUUGGCCAUCCUGAAUGGCUUGACUUUCCUAGAGCUGGAAAUAACAGUUCGUUUCACUAUGCAAGAAGACAAUGGAAUUUGGUGGAUGAUCAUUUGUUGAAAUAUAAAUAUCUCAAUCAGUUUGAUACUGUAAUGGAGCACACUGAAGAUAAGUAUAAAUGGCUUUCUUCACCGCAAGCUUACGUGUCGCUUAAGAAUGAAAGUGACAAAGUUAUUGUUUUCGAAAGAGCGGGUGUUUUGUUUGUCUUUAAUUUCCAUCCUACCCAGUCUUAUCAAGAUUAUCGAGUUGGAGUGGAGGUACCAGGAACCUACCGUAUUAUUCUUGAUACUGAUUCUGAAGAGUUUGGAGGGUUCAAAAGAAUCGAUCAUGAUAAAACUCGUUGCCUUACGACACCCUUUGAGUGGAAUAAUCGGAAAAAUUUUAUUCAAAUUUAUUUGCCUAGUCGGUGCGCUCUUGCUUUUGCAUUAGAAAAUAAAAUUUCCUAA
Molecule: messenger RNA, 2067 nt
Organism: Magnusiomyces paraingens
Lineage: Eukaryota; Fungi; Ascomycota; Dipodascomycetes; Dipodascales; Dipodascaceae
Exons: 1
Coding region: 1-2067 (688 amino acids)
Biological process (GO): glycogen biosynthetic process
Cellular component (GO): cytoplasm
Molecular function (GO): cation binding; 1,4-alpha-glucan branching enzyme activity; hydrolase activity, hydrolyzing O-glycosyl compounds
Source: RefSeq, a predicted model, not a curated record